GAAUCAUUCGUUUUGUUGACUCAAACAACAACAAUAGUACAAUUAUAAAAUUUUAUUUUAUAAUAUUAACACCAUGAAGGGUUAUUUGUAUACUUUGUGUGUCGUUAGUGUUUGUGUUAGCGCAUUUGCCGCGGUCACCGAGACUCAAACCGCAGAAAAAAAAGAAGACAUCGUUUCUGCUGCAGUGGCUAAUGAAGACAAAGGAGAAGAAAAAACCCAUAACAAAAGACAUCUUGGAUUAAACUAUGGAUUGAACUAUGGUCUUCGUUCAGCUCUUGGUUGGAAUGCUCCUUUGACUGCUGGUGCUGCAUUAACUCCAGCUAUUGGCUUGAACCCAGGUUUAGGUUUGAAAACAACAGCAUGGGCUGCUGAUGAUUGUAUUGAUGCCGCUCCCGCAGCUUUAACUUACGGAGAAGGCUAUGGUUAUGGUGGAGCUUGGUUGGAACCACAAGCAAAAUUGAUUUCCAAAACUAUUCUUAAGGAAGUUGCACAUCCCAUCCCAGUACCAGUAGAGAAACACAUCCCAUUCCCCGUCAAAGUUGCUGUACCCGUCGACAGACCAUAUCCAGUUCAUGUACCAAAACCAUACCCAGUUCACAUUGACAGAGCUGUGCCUUAUCCAGUUAAGGUUGGAAUUCCACAACCAUACCCAGUACUCAAGAAUGUGCCAUUCCCAGUCAAAGUGCCAGUUGACAGACCAUACCCAGUUCAUGUACCAAAACCAUACCCAGUAUACCUCGAGAAACACGUGCCAUACCCAGUUGAAAAACACAUCCCAUUCCCAGUCAAAGUUCCAGUCGACAGACCAUACCCAGUUCAUAUUCCAGUAGAAAAACGUAUCCCAUACCCAGUCGAGAAGCCAAUGCCUUACCCUGUUCAUGUUCCAGUCGAUCGUCCAUAUCCAGUUACCGUAGAAAAACAUAUCCCAUUCCCAGUUGAAAAAGCUGUUCCUUAUCCAGUAGAAAAACCAAUGCCAUACCCCGUCAAAGUUCCAGUCCAUGUUCCAGUACCAAUGCCAAUUCAAGAACAACGUAUUGCUAUCGCUCCUCAAUUAGAAGCCAUUGACUGUGAAGAACCUAUUGCUAACGCCAGAUUCAUCGAACCAGCCAUGCCAGCUUUACCAUUGCCAACAUUCGCAGCACCAGCACCAGAACUUCAUAUGGCUCCUUUACCAACUGCCAUUGCUACUGAAGCCAUUGCUGCAGAUAUAGAUUGUGAUCCAAUCACCCUCGAAAAAAAGAAGGUCUCACGGUAUCUACGGCGGGGUGGGAGCGCAAAACGGGUUCGUUCUCGGACACUACAAAACCAGCGGAUUUCAAUACACAGCAUUCAUUCGAUCGUACCAUUCUGUUAUUCGAGCAACACAAUGAAAGGAGCAAUUUUCGCAGUGUGCGCAUUCGGGUUGUGCGCCUACGCUUUGGGUGCUGAAGACGCCGCUAAAGACACUAAGAAGAUCGACGACAAGAGCCAAGGCAAGAGAAGUCUGUACGACACCGACUACGGUUACGGCGGCAUCGGUGGUUUAGACUACAGCAGUAGCUACGCAAGUGGAUUAGGCUACAGCUACAGCAAUGGACCCCACUUAGGUAGCAGUCUUAGCUACGGCAGUGGUCUCAGCAGCUACGGCAGUGGUCUCAGCAGCUACGGCAGUGGUCUCAGCAGCUACGGCAGUGGUCUCAGCGGCUACGGCAGUGGUCUCAGCAGCUACGGCAGUGGUCUCAGUGGCUACGGCAGUGGACUUAGUAGCUACGGAAGUGGUCUCAGCAGCUAUGGAAGUGGUCUCAGCAGCUACGGCAGUGGUCUCAGUGGCUACGGCAGCGGUCUUGACUACAGCAGUGGACACGAUCAUCACGUACCCACAAAAGUAAUCACCAAGGGUGUUAGCAUACCAUAUCCAGUUGAAGUAAAUAAAGCCGUGCCAUAUCCAGUCAAAGUCGCUGUACCCGUGGACAGACCAUACCCAGUAGAAGUACCUCAACCAUACGCUGUUCACGUCGACAAGCCAUACCCAGUUAAAGUCGGUGUCCCUCAUCCAUACCCAGUAGUCAAGGAAGUCCCAGUAGCAGUCAAAGUUCCAGUCGACAACCCAUACCCAGUCCACAUCGAAAAACCAUACCCAGUUUACGUUACCAAAGAAAUUCCAUACCCAGUAGAAAAACCCAUUCACGUCCCAGUCAAGGUUGCAGUCGACAGACCAUAUCCAGUCCAUGUUCCAGUCGAAAAAAUCGUGCCAUACCCAGUUGAAAAGCCCGUCCAUUACCCCGUUAAAGUACCAGUCGACCGUCCAUACCCAGUGCCAGUCGUCAAGAAAAUCCCUUACCCAGUCGAAAAGCCCGUCCCAUACCCAGUAGAACAUGAAGUGCCUUAUCCAGUCAAAGUUCCAGUCAAAGUUUCCGUUCCAGUGCCAUACCCCGUUAAGUCAUACCAUCAUGAAGAACCAUCCUACAGCAGCCACCACGGAAGCAACGGAUAUUAAUAACAUCAUUUGUCGUGAUGAGUCCAUUGACGUUUUACAAACGUACUGAUCAGUUACCAAAUCAAUCCAAGCUAAGUAUAAGUGUUUUUUUU
This is a messenger RNA of Daktulosphaira vitifoliae (grape phylloxera), 2568 nucleotides long. RefSeq lists its product as uncharacterized. The record is from RefSeq and is a predicted model, not a curated record. Bases 74 to 2476 code for a protein of 800 amino acids. The transcript has 2 exons. Lineage: Eukaryota; Metazoa; Arthropoda; Insecta; Hemiptera; Phylloxeridae.